Messenger RNA from Nicotiana attenuata, 486 nucleotides. RefSeq names its product non-specific lipid-transfer protein P5-like. Gene Ontology annotation, biological process: lipid transport. The record is from RefSeq and is a predicted model, not a curated record. The transcript has 2 exons. Gene Ontology annotation, cellular component: membrane. Lineage: Eukaryota; Viridiplantae; Streptophyta; Magnoliopsida; Solanales; Solanaceae. Gene Ontology annotation, molecular function: lipid binding. Bases 1 to 486 code for a protein of 161 amino acids.
AUGGGUCGUUCAAAUUCUGUUUUCGGGUUUGUGGUUAUUGCUCUAAUUAUUGCAAUUAGUUCCGUUAAUGGCAAUGAAUGUCCAAAUACUAUUAUUAAGCUUUUGCCAUGCAAGGGUUUUUUAAUGGGAAAAGGUGAUAUUAGUGUUCCUUGUUGCAAUGGUGUUAAGGGAUUAAUGAAAAAAUUAGCUACUAAUGAUGAUGAUUUGAAGCUUAAAAAUGUAUGUGAAUGUCUCAAGAAAGAAGCUUUGUCUAUUGGAGUAGUUCAAGAAAGAGUUAAGCAAAUUCCUCACCUUUGCAACAUUAAUAUUUCUCUUCCUAUUGGUCCAAAUGUUGAUUGCAAAAUACUAAAGGCUUCAUCACCAUCAACUCAAGGCUUCAAGCUGAAUAAAUACAAGAAUACAGGAAUCAUGUCUUUCAAGAGACCAAUUCCUAAUCAUGACAACCAUUCAAUUCACCACAAGAAACCUCUUGUUAUUCUCCCAUGA